ACCCGCCGCCCGCCGCCCGGGCAACAGGCCCAGACUUGCUCUUUUUUAUUGCCUGCAGCACGAUGUUUGUUCAGACUGGGCAUUGUGAAGUGUAAACCCAGGUCCCACUGGCACCAGCACUCACCUCUGCCUUUUCUAGAAGCAGAUCAGUCCAUAAUGCCUGAAGUCCGAGACCUCUCAGAUGCCUUGCCCGACUUGCCGAUGGAUCCCAUCACGGGUGUUGGUGUGGUUGCAUCCCGGAACCGAGCACCAACAGGUUAUGAUGUAGUUGCACAAACAGCAGAUGGCUUGGAUGCUGACCUCUGGAAAGAUGGCUUAUUUAAAUCCAAGGUCACACGAUACCUGUGCUUCACGAGAUCAUUUUCAAAAGAAAAUAGUCAUUUAGGCAACGUCUUGGUUGAUAUGAAGCUCAUUGAUAUCAAGGACACUUUACCUGUGGGCUUCAUCCCCAUCCAGGAGACCAUCGAUACACAAGAAAUAGCUUUCAGAAAGAAGAGGCUGUGCAUAAAAUUCAUCCCUCGAGAUUCUACAGAGGCAGCGAUCUGUGAUAUCCGAAUCCUAGGUAGAUCUAAACAAGCCCCUCCUCAGUACACGUUCAUAGGGGAGUUGAACAACAUGGGCAUUUGGUACCGGAUGGGCAGAGUUCCACGCAACCAUGAAUCUUCACAGCCUGCGACUCCUCCUUCGCAAGUACCGUCUUCGAUACCAGCUCCUAACCUGCCGAGGCACAUCUCGCUGACACUCCCUGCCAGCUUUCGAGGGAAAAGUCACAGCACUCGUCUGGACUUGGAGCACCAGCACUCAAAUUUGUAUGCCAUAUCAGCAAUGGAUGGAGUGCCUUUUAUGAUUUCGGAGAAGUUUGCCUGCGCUCCUGAAGGGAUGCAGCCAGUUGAUCUCUUGGGCAUCACAAUCAAAACCCUUGCAGAAGUUGAAAAGGAGUACGACUACAGCUUCCGGACGGAGCAGAGCGCGGCGGCCCGCCUGCCGCCCAGCCCCACCAGGUGCCCACCGGUCCCGCAGUCCUGAGAAGGGCCGUCAGCGCUGGAGUAGGCGUGUGCAUGCAUACUA
Gavia stellata (red-throated loon) is the source of this 1068-nucleotide messenger RNA. It is a transcript of the gene MVB12B, whose product is annotated as multivesicular body subunit 12B. The transcript has 11 exons. Gene Ontology annotation, biological process: virus maturation; regulation of epidermal growth factor receptor signaling pathway; viral budding. Lineage: Eukaryota; Metazoa; Chordata; Aves; Gaviiformes; Gaviidae. The coding region runs from base 157 to 1026 and encodes 289 amino acids. The record is from RefSeq and is a predicted model, not a curated record. Gene Ontology annotation, cellular component: late endosome; ESCRT I complex.